Aspergillus campestris IBT 28561 is the source of this 2025-nucleotide messenger RNA. RefSeq names its product tyrosine--tRNA ligase MSY1. Gene Ontology annotation, biological process: tyrosyl-tRNA aminoacylation. The coding region runs from base 110 to 1876 and encodes 588 amino acids. The transcript is spliced from 5 exons. Gene Ontology annotation, molecular function: ATP binding; RNA binding; tyrosine-tRNA ligase activity. The record is from RefSeq and is a predicted model, not a curated record. Gene Ontology annotation, cellular component: mitochondrion; cytosol. Lineage: Eukaryota; Fungi; Ascomycota; Eurotiomycetes; Eurotiales; Aspergillaceae.
GUUCAAGCCCCUCUACUUGACCAAGUUUACCGUUUGAUUUCCCUUGUCUGGCUAAUUACUCAUUUGUUGACAAUUAUUGUAUUUGACUGUUGGGUUCUAGCCUCCUCUCAUGAGGCCCCAUCUCGGCGCGUUGCCUACCGCGGCACGCCUGCGCAUGUCCAACUUUGCGCAAGGCGGACGGACGGUAUGUCGCGCUUGUAACUAUGCUCGGACGGCGGAAAUCGUGAACACAGGCCUUGUCCGUCCGACGGGGUUACAGUCUACUCUGGGGAGUUCGAUAAUCGGAUCCGGGGGCCAGCAAAAAAGAUGGAUCACUCAGAAUUACGUCCGACGCACCAAGGAAGCGGAGCAGGAGUGGGCGCAAUUCGCAGAGGAGAUCAAAGCUGGGAAGAGACAGAGUUUUGUGGAACACUUGGAGGAGAGAGGAUUGAUCCAUGAUGUCGUUGGAGAACGAGACAUUCUUCAUCGUGUCUUCACGGAGAAAAGAGCGGGGAUCUACGUGGGCGUGGACCCAACGGCUCCGUCUUUGCAUGUCGGUCAUAUGCUGCCGUUUAUGGUUCUGGCUUGGGGUUAUGUGUGGAAAUUGCCGGUUACGUUCCUGCUGGGUGGUUCUACUUCCCGGAUUGGAGAUCCUACAGGCCGAUUGAAGGGACGGGAGCAGGUUCACUCGUCGGUUCGGAAAGCAAACAUGGCGAGCAUGCACAUGCAGCUCAAGAAGCUGGGCAUGAGCAUCGAGAAGUACGGCGAGAGACACGGAUACAAGAAGACAUGGACUUCGCGACGGGCCUUGACCAACAACAACAUGUGGUGGAACGGACUCCCGUUCCUCGAGGUGCUCCGGGACUUGGGCUCCCUCGUGCGCCUGGGCCCCAUGCUCGGCAGAGAUAAUGUCAAAACCCGACUACAAGGCGACGGCAUGUCCUUUGCGGAGUUCUCAUACCCCCUUAUGCAGGCAUGGGAUUGGUGGGUGCUCUUUCGCAAGGGUUGCCAAGUGCAGGUGGGAGGCACGGAUCAGUACGGAAACAUCCUUUUUGGAAUGGACGCAGUCAAGCAAAUCAGCAAAACCACCGUUCUGGAACAGGAACGGAACCCCUUGACCGACGACGUGGACAAGCCGAUCGGCUUCACUACGCCCUUACUGACGGCCCCGUCUGGGGAGAAGUUUGGCAAGUCCGCGGGGAACGCGAUCUGGCUCGAUAAGGACAUGACGUCCACUUUCGAGCUGUACCAGUUCUUCGUCCGGACGCCCGACAACGUCGUUGAAAGUUACCUGAAGAUGUUUACUUUCCUGCCCGUGCCCGAAAUCGCGAAGAUCAUGGAGGAACAGAACAAAGACCCGUCCACACGCGUUGCCCAGCAUGCCCUGGCCGCGGAAUUCGUGGAACUCAUCCACGGCAAAGAAGAGGCCGACACGUCCCCGGUCUUCGGCUUCUCGAACCCCCAAUCGGGGAACAAGUACGCGCCUCAAACCAAUUUCGCCAACAUGCCAAGCGUGAACGUCACGCUUCCGCGGUCUCUGGUCUACGGCCAGACUUUCAACAAGAUCCUCUGGUCCGCCGGCCUGGUGACGUCCAAGGCGGAGGGCUUCCGGAUUGUGAACAACAAGGGUGCGUACGUGGGAAGCCGCCCGGGUAACAGCGGGGCCAUGGAGGAUCAAUUGACGUUCACGCCCAUCACGAGCUGGAAAGCCGAAGAGACGGAGAAGUUCAUCCACGACGGCACUCAUCUGUUCCUCAAGCUGGGCAAGUGGAAGUUCAAGAUCGUGAACAUCGUCAGCGACGAGGAGUUCAAGGCGCGUGGGCUGACUGCGCCCGGGUGGGAACCCGAGUCGGACGCAUCCCAGUCCGACAAGACCACCCCCGAGAAGACGGAUUAAGGUAACCCUGCAGUUGACGAAAAGACAAGCAUGAUCGUCUGGCGGAGCAGUUGACCGGAGACGAGCAAGGCGUUCUGGUAACCCUGGCCAUUUUGCCACCUGAAACUAUACUGUAUUUCUAGACCUGUAGCUCUGUUGAUAAGCCACAU